GCUGGACGGGUAGUGUUCAGGGGGGGAAUAAUGUAAUAAUUAUAGGACCCUCGGGGAUACUGGAUGACGGCUUGUGGUUGGUGGACUAGAAUGGUCGUGAGGGACUACCAGAUCACUAACGUGUUUAGUUGGUUAUUAGUUGAUGCGCUGGUCCUCUCUGGGUUCUCUUCUAUCUGUUUUGUCUCUCUCUCUCUCCUAUUUCUUCUUCUUCUUUUUAGGAUUGAUGUUGAUCGUUGCUACCCUCAGAAAGAAAGUUUGAAUAGACGGGACUACUUUCUGUUGGGGGGAAAGGUACCCCUCCAUGAAAUGACUGUUAGCAAUUAAUGACUGAAUGCAUAAUAUUGCCACGGUAUCCUGGUAGAAA
This is a messenger RNA of Aspergillus ochraceoroseus IBT 24754, 364 nucleotides long. RefSeq lists its product as uncharacterized. The record is from RefSeq and is a predicted model, not a curated record. The coding region runs from base 64 to 324 and encodes 86 amino acids. The transcript has a single exon. NCBI's taxonomy places the organism in Eukaryota, Fungi, Ascomycota, Eurotiomycetes, Eurotiales, Aspergillaceae.